AUUGAAUAUGAUAUUUCAACUCUACCGAAUGAUCUUGGAUUUGAAAAAUAUAUACAAUCCACUAGUGAAUCUAGGUCACUAUUUCUCAUUCAGCCAAAAAAAUCCGGUUUCAUUGAAGCAAAUAUUGGUGGGGUUGAAUCCAAACAUGAUUAUAAUAUGUCAAGUAUCUCUGUUUACCUGAGCAGCAAUAUUGUCACGAUGCAAGGCAAUUUCGUUUCUGAUCUCUACGCACUCUGUGGAGUAGAAAACGCCCAUUUGGUUGCCAAAAGUAAAGCUGUCCUACUUUGUCAGUUUGCUGUCUCCAUGCCGUCAUACGACGGAUACAUAUUUUCAACGUCUUCUUGCCUAAUUCAAUGCGCAAAGGAGACAGAAUGCGCAGCAAAAAUUGAUUUGGAUUUUCUUAUUAGACAAGCGGCUGUGAGUAUUAAUGACAAAAGCGAACUCCUAAUAUCUUACAACGUUACCGCCCUUGAUAUUAAUCCACUUAAUUCCCAAGAACCAGUCAUGGAAAGGAACGAUGUUACCAAUUCUCUCAUAUACAAGCACAUGAAGCUACCCCCUGUUUAUGUCCGACGUCGUCCUGAUACUGAAUUUGCCACGCUACUUACGAAUGAAAAUGGAUUUCCAUCGAUUCAGUUAGAAGUUCCGAGAAUUUCUGAUGAAAAAUAUUUUGAUUUGGUAAUUCUAAAGACCUCUGCUACAAAUGUUUCGAAAAUGAAACUAAAAUUCGUAUUUUCAAGUCAUCUUCGCUUUCUUUGGGCAAAGGAGAUCAAAGGUGGUCACUGGAAGCUCCAAGGCAACCCUUCACCUCGAAGUGUGACAGUCAAACUCCGCCAUCGAAGUGCCAACCAUUAUCAGUCAUCUCCUGAAGACCUAAACGAAAGUUUACCUUCUCCUCCUCUGGAAGACGAAUUAAUGGCACAAAGAGCGUGA
This is a messenger RNA of Rodentolepis nana, 933 nucleotides long. The record is from the annotation of a GenBank genome assembly. NCBI's taxonomy places the organism in Eukaryota, Metazoa, Platyhelminthes, Cestoda, Cyclophyllidea, Hymenolepididae.